This is a messenger RNA of Zootermopsis nevadensis, 1992 nucleotides long. NCBI's taxonomy places the organism in Eukaryota, Metazoa, Arthropoda, Insecta, Blattodea, Termopsidae. The record is from RefSeq and is a predicted model, not a curated record.
UCUCUGUCAGUGCACUUCAGAGUCGAGUGAUUCUCUCCCAGCGAUACUGUGACAUAUCAGGUGGUGAAGUGACAUGGUUGACAGUAUCAAGGACAUGGCCAAGGAGAUGGAAUCUGUUCAGACAGUGAUGCCAUUGCUAGCUGACAGGAUGUCAGUGAAUGCAGAUGAAUGUGUCAGUGCACUAGGUGAGUUUGGGUGGUGGCAGCUCAGAGCCAUUCUGCUGGUGGCGCUGGUCAAAGUUCCCUCAGCAUGGCAGAUGGCCAGCAUUCUGUUUACUGCUCCCAGCCCUGGGGAGUUCUGGUGUGCCCGCCCCAAUAAGCUCCUGAGCUGGAAUACUGAGCAGUGGAGAGAGUACAUCCACCCCAACACAUCUGCUGGUAAAAGAGAUGCAUGCAACAUCUAUGAUGUAGAAAGUAAGAUGAUCAGUGGGCUUCACAGAAUUCCUGAUAACGUGAGCAUCAAACCAUGUGAGCAAUUUGAGUUCAGAGACAGCUCAGUGACAGUGGUCACUCAGUGGAACCUGGUGUGUCAGCGGGAAGUGUUGGUCAGUGUGUCUCAAUUCUUCUACCUGCUCGGCAUCCUAGUGGGUGGAGUCCUGUGCACCCAGCUUCUCAAAAGGUUCAGUCCUAAGAGGAUACUUCUUAUAGGAAUGCUAACUCAGAUUAUCGCAGGCAUUGCUGUGGCCCUAGCUCCACAGUUUGAACUCCAAGUUUCUUUGCGGUUCCUGACAGCUGUCGCUUGUGCCAACAUGUUCACAAGUGGCUAUGUGAUAUGUACAGACAUAACUGCAGGUCAUUGGCAUCUCAUAACUGGAGCAUGCUAUGAGCACAUGUGGUCAGUUGGAGUGGUAACACUGGCAGGACUAGGCUAUUUUCUGAGUAACUGGAUACAUCUACAGCUGGCCAUUUCCAUACCAACUGUUAUCAUUCUGGUUGCCUACAAAUGGAUUCCUGACUCACCAAGAUGGUUGAUAGCAAAGGGACAUCAAGCAGAAGCAAAAGUCAUACUGGAAGAAGGUGCAGCAUUCAACAGAAGAAGUAUUCCUGUGGCUGACAUCCAAGCUCUGCCAAAAGAAGGCAAGAAGAAGCAAACCAGUUGGUUCAAGCUAUUCCACAAUCCUACUGAAAGGUGGAACUGUCUAGCACUCCACAUCAUAUGGGCUUCAACAGUUGUCACAUAUAAAGUAAUUGUCUGUAUAAUAUCAACCACUGCAUGUGAUUGUAACAUUUGGUAUCCUAGCAAUCAUACUUUGUGCCCCAGGCUUUGCAGAGGUGGUGGGAGUGCUACUGGGUCUCACACUCAUCUUGUGGUGCAGUCAGAAGUGGGUUGCCCUUGGAGGCAUCCUAAUCGUGGGAGGCAGCAUGUGCACAGAAACUGGAGCCAUGAGUGGGCAAUGCUUGGGUUGGCAAUGGUGGAUCGCAUUGCAAUAGCCAGCUCACUCACAUUGCUCCAGGUGACAUCUAGUGAGCUCUUGCCACUAGAACACCAGCAGCCUGGAAUAUUCUCAUGUGUCAUAUUUGCACGAAUCUGCCUACUUUCUGCACCAUUUAUUGGUUCACUGGCAAUGUAUGGUGACUUUGUGUCACUAAGUGCUUUUGGAGGCCUCACUUUAAUAGGAGGUCUGGCAGCACUGUUCCUUAGCUGGACAAGAUCCACGGCACCUCAUUCUGAGUGGCAGUGUGAGAAUAACAGAAACAUAGAGAACAUCUGCAGCACUGAAACCUAUGAAAAAUGUAACAGAUGGAACACUGCCCCAAGUGGCGUAACUGAUGAGCCACCACUACCACUACAGAAUUUUCCUGAUGCAAAUAAAAACCGUUACAAAUUCAACCCAGUAAAAACAACUGCUCUUGAAGUAAAGUGUGCUAUGGAUGUCUGGUAAGCAAACUGACCAAAUGGCAUGAAAAUUAUUACAUAACAACUUACACACUGCCAGAUUCUUUAUCUUAUGAGUCUUCAAUUUUAGAGAAGAAAAUUUAAGAUCACUAACAU